AUGUCCACUGGCGGCAGGUUCAACUUUGACGAUGGGGGGUCAUACUGCGGAGGGUGGGAGGAGGGCAAGGCGCACGGGCACGGGAUUUGUACUGGACCCAAAGGCCAGGGUGAGUACUGUGGCUCUUGGGCCCAUGGAUUUGAGCUGCUGGGCAUCUACACCUGGCCCAGCGGAAACACUUAUCAAGGAACCUGGGCUCAGGGCAAGAGACAUGGGGUGGGUGUGGAGAAUAAGGGGCGCUGGGUGUACAAGGGGGAGUGGACUCACGGGUUUAAGGGACGCUAUGGUCUCCGCGAAAGCACCGGGACCAGUGGCAAAUAUGAGGGCACAUGGAGCAAUGGACUGCAGGACGGAUAUGGGACAGAGACUUACUCAGAUGGAGGUACUUUCCAGGGUCAGUGGGUCGGGGGUAUGCGUCAUGGUUAUGGAGUCCGACAGAGCGUCCCAUACGGGAUGGCCGCUGUCAUUCGCUCCCCUCUGCGCACGUCCAUAAACUCCCUGAGGUCCGGCUCAGAGCACAGCAAUGGCACUGCUCUAUUGGACCGGAGCGGGGCUGUGGUCCCGGUGCCCCCCUCUGGUCCUGGAACCCUCACCACCAGUGUGUCCAUGUGCAGCACCGGGAGCAGCGGCAGCAGCCCCGCAGUGUCCCGGGGGGGCUUUGUCCUGACCGCCCACAGCGAGGCUGAGCUGCUCAAGGGCAAGAGGAAGAGCGGCCUGUUCAGGAGGUCCAUCCUGUCCGGACUCAAACUCAGGAAGUCCGAGUCCCGGAGCUCUCUGGCCUCACAGAGGUCCAAACAGAGCUCCUUUAGGAGUGAGGCUGGGAUGAGCACAGUGUCAUCUGCUGCUUCAGACAUCAACUCCACUAUCAGUCUAGGAGAUGGAGACGCUGAGCUGGCAGUUGCUGACGAUGAUGUGGACGCCACGGCAACAGAGACCUACAGCGGCGAGUGGAAGAAUGACAAGAGGACGGGGUUUGGGGUGAGCCGGAGGUCCGACGGGCUGCAGUAUGAGGGGGAGUGGCUCAGUAACAAGAGGCACGGAUAUGGGUGUACCACGUUCCCUGAUGGCACCAAAGAGGAGGGCAAAUACAAGCAAAACAUCCUGGUGAGCGGAAAGAGGAAGAACCUGAUUCCCCUAAGAGCCAGUAAAAUCAGAGAGAAGGUGGACCGGGCCGUGGAGGGGGCGCAGAAGGCCGCUGACAUCGCACGGCAGAAAGCAGAGAUCGCCUUGUCCAGAACAGCACAUCGUAGGGGAGAGGAAGUUGUAGAUGGGAGUUUGACAUAA
Molecule: messenger RNA, 1284 nt
Organism: Boleophthalmus pectinirostris (great blue-spotted mudskipper)
Lineage: Eukaryota; Metazoa; Chordata; Actinopteri; Gobiiformes; Gobiidae
Gene: jph3b
Product: junctophilin 3b
Exons: 4
Coding region: 1-1284 (427 amino acids)
Biological process (GO): regulation of synaptic plasticity
Cellular component (GO): endoplasmic reticulum membrane; plasma membrane; junctional membrane complex
Source: RefSeq, a predicted model, not a curated record